UUCAUGUUUACUUGUUUUUAAAGGGUGUGUUGCUUCUUGGGUGUAACCAAAUAUGGUUCAUCAUGUUUUAAGGUUGGAAAAUACCCAACACUUUAUUUACCUUUCCUUUCUGGCUGAGCAUUGUAACAGUGGAAAGUAAGUGGAGAGCCAGAUAAUAGUGAGCUUCGAUUACAGCCCCUUCCCAGAUGAGCAUCUUUUCUUCAGAUCUCCAUACUGGCUGAGUUUUUGGAGGCUCCCUGCUCACGUUUGCCACAGUACAGAAUGGUUCUUUGCAUCAGAAGGAUACAGUUCAUGACAGUGACUUUGAGCCCUACCUUUCUGGACAGUCCAAUCCGAGUAACAGUUACCCCUCGAUGAGUGACCCCUACCUGUCCAGCUACUACCCACCAUCCAUUGGAUUUCCUUACUCCCUCAAUGAGGCACCGUGGUCCACUGCUGGAGACCCUCCGAUCCCGUACCUUACCACCUAUGGACAGCUCAGUAAUGGAGAUCAUCAUUUUAUGCACGACGCGGUUUUUGGGCAGCCUGGGGGCCUGGGGAACAAUAUCUAUCAGCACAGAUUUAAUUUUUUCCCCGAAAACCCUGCAUUCUCAGCAUGGGGGACAAGUGGUUCUCAAGGGCAGCAGACUCAGAGCUCAGCAUAUGGAAGCAGUUACACCUACCCACCCAGCUCCCUGGGUGGCUCGGUUGUUGAUGGGCAGACGGGCUUUCACAGCGACACACUCAGCAAGGCUCCUGGGAUGAACAGCUUGGAACAGGGCAUGGUGGGCCUGAAGAUUGGGGAUGUCACCACCUCUGCCGUCAAGACAGUGGGCUCAGUUGUCAACAGUGUGGCACUGACGGGUGUCCUUUCUGGCAACGGUGGGACAAAUGUAAGCAUGCCAGUUUCAAAACCAACCUCUUGGGCUGCCAUUGCCAGCAAGCCUGCAAAACCACAGCCUAAAAUGAAAACAAAGAGCGGGCCUGUGAUGGGGAGUGCCCUGCCUCCUCCUCCCAUAAAGCAUAACAUGGACAUUGGUACCUGGGAUAACAAAGGACCUGUACCAAAGGCCCCUCAGCAGGCACCGUCCCCCCAGUCUGCCCCACAGCCCCAGCAAGUGGCUCAGCCUCCUGCAGCUCAGCCUCCCACCUUGGCUCAACCACAGUAUCAGAGCCCUCAGCAGCCUCCCCAGACUCGCUGGGUUGCCCCUCGCAAUCGAAGUGCAGCAUUUGGUCAGAGUGGAGGGGCCAGCAGUGAUUGUAACUCUUUUGCAAAUACCCAGCCUAAUUCUGCCCCAAGUGUAGAGUCCCACCCCAUCCUCGAGAAACUGAAAGCUGCCCACAGCUACAAUCCUAAAGAGUUUGACUGGAAUCUUAAGAGUGGACGGGUGUUCAUCAUAAAGAGCUACUCUGAGGAUGACAUUCACCGCUCCAUCAAGUACUCCAUUUGGUGUAGCACAGAACAUGGCAAUAAGCGCCUAGAUAGCGCCUUCCGCGCCAUGAGCAGCAAGGGGCCUGUCUACCUGCUCUUCAGUGUCAAUGGGAGUGGGCAUUUCUGUGGAGUGGCUGAGAUGAAGUCCCCUGUGGACUACGGCACUAGUGCUGGGGUCUGGUCUCAGGACAAGUGGAAAGGGAAGUUUGAUGUGAAGUGGAUUUUUGUCAAAGAUGUGCCCAAUAAUCAGCUCCGGCACAUCAGGCUGGAGAACAACGACAACAAACCGGUCACAAACUCCCGAGACACACAGGAGGUGCCCCUAGAAAAAGCAAAGCAAGUGCUGAGAAUUAUCGCUUCCUACAAGCACACAACCUCCAUCUUUGAUGACUUCUCUCACUACGAGAAGCGCCAGGAGGAGGAGGAGGUGGUGCGAAAGGAGCGGCAGAAUCGAAACAAACAAUAAGGAUGAACCAGUUUCUUACGUAGUUAACAGUUGGCUUUGAAAGCAGUUUGAAACUGUAUGCGUGGUGCUGUUUCUGGUGUCAGCUCCAGCGUGUCACCCUUGUGCGAGACUCAGUGUUGCAUCUAUAUCUUCCUUAUAGUUCAUUUUUGCUGAUGGAUCUGUGUUCAUUUGUAUUUUUUCUAUGUAUUACAAUAUUAUAGAACUCACUAAUAAAGGAAUAUUUUUUGUCAGCAUAUCAGACUGACCUAAUGCGAAAUAUAAAUAUCCUUAAAAACAAAAUGAAAAAUCUAAUACACCCCAAAGAUUUUUUUAUUUUGGCAGAAAUUAUGUUCUUAUUCUUAUAUCCAGUCAUUUAAUAUUUCUAUAGGAGACUUCAAAGUAUUCACCCCUGCACUGCUUUUUUGCAAACAGAAGAACUCAUGAGCUGUUUGUGGUUUAGAGUGUGCUGUUAAAAUCUCACAGUACCAAAAUCUGAAGGUUGGUGGCUGCCCUGUUUGGCUGGUUCACCAUUUUUACUGUUCAUGCUGUCGGAAAUGCUCAUUUGCCCAUUUGGUUUUCUGGUAGGCAGAAAGAUAAACUUUAGUUUUUCAAAUAUGGUGACUUCGGGUUGUGUCCCUGGAAAACACCCUCCACAGAGGUCACCUGCCCGGCAGCUGCCUUGCCCUGGCUGCCCGCAGUCUCACUGUACUGAGGAUGCGGAAGGUGUUUGGGGUCUGAUUCCUUGUGUAUGUUCUUAGUUGUUUGCAGGUCAUUUUUAAUUUUACCCCUUUCUUCACUGAUAACCCUAACGUCAGCUGAAGUUUCUACUAAUAAUGCUGAGCUUUAAAUGUAGGAUCUGAUAGUACAGUGUGAUGGAUGAUGCUGCCAACUAAAUUUCAUGUGUGUGUCUGAUUUUUUUUUUCCUGUUGAAUGGGUUAAAAAGCAAAGAACAAAAAACUCCUUUUAGGAAAUAAUUUGCUGUCCUGUGUUGUGGAAUGAGGGGCCGUUAAGGAGCUGCCCUGCUACCUGGAGUUGGAAUUUAGCAUGAAAGUGGUGCUCAUGCCCGACGCCCUCGCACACGAAUCUGCACGCACCCACUGUAGAGGAUCCUUACUGUCUUAGAGCAGAUACCUUCCAAAACUAUUUACUCCAAAAGACCCUCUGAGUUAAAAAUCUAAGCUGUAUUCUUUAGACUUGUAUUUGGAGCGCGUCACUUCCUCUGAGCUGUUACUGCCUGUACAGAUCCUGGGCAGCAUCUGGUCGCUGUCCUCAAGAGAAUACAAGCCUUAAUAAACACCUGUUAGCAA
Heterocephalus glaber (naked mole-rat) is the source of this 3163-nucleotide messenger RNA. RefSeq names its product YTH N6-methyladenosine RNA binding protein F1 (gene Ythdf1). Gene Ontology annotation, molecular function: N6-methyladenosine-containing RNA reader activity; mRNA binding. NCBI's taxonomy places the organism in Eukaryota, Metazoa, Chordata, Mammalia, Rodentia, Bathyergidae. The record is from RefSeq and is a predicted model, not a curated record. Gene Ontology annotation, biological process: mRNA destabilization. Gene Ontology annotation, cellular component: cytoplasm.